AUGGAUGUCAAAAUAUUCAGUCAUCGUAGAUCUUUUUUGGUUUUGUUUUGUUUUGACUCGAGGCGAAGACUCCCUUCUGACGUCUAUUUACCACCGCCAGACAUCGUGUACUGCGCUUGCGUGUUGAGGAUUGCUGGGAAAUGCAGUCAGUCAUGUGACGAUUUAAAGCGCAAAAGUAAACAACGAACGGCUGGCGAGCUAAAAUAGCUGUUUCGGUGCUGAAAAUCCGGAUUAUGCAACACUUCCUAAAGUGUACGCACCACCUACACACACCUAAACCAAAACUGGAAAGUUACCCGUCAAUGAUCGUAAAUCAGAUUUCAGUUGACCAAGUAGGUUUAGACUACAGAUCUAUUCAGCCCCAAUCUAGUUUUGAAGCACAUGCAUCCCUCUUUCAUUUGACACUCAAACUUUCACCAAUAGUCCCGGUGUGUCGGUGCAUUGUCUUUAAAAAAGUAGAUUGUCGACAGGUUACUUUAAAGUUGCUAUUGUUGUAUUCAAAAUAAUUAUUUGUGUGGCUAGGAAGAUCUGAUACAUUUUGUAAAGAAUAUCAGUGCCAACAUAGAAAAGCAUAGAAAUGCCCUAUUUGUUACGUAAACGACAUGUCUAAUUUUAAUUUUGAAGAUCAGCCUAAAUCAGCAUGGUGUGUUUAUUUUAACAAUAAUCUGACAGUGUGCACAAGAACUACAAUUCCCAGUGUAUUUUACAGUAGAACUUUGUUUGAGGAGUGGUUGGCCGAAUAACCCUUUGGCGAAUGCAGCGCGUGAUGUAAACAGAAUAAUAGCCUAUACAGUAGAGAUAGACUUAUGUACAGCAAACAUAUAAAUCUGGUCUGAUUUAAGCUACUUUAAAUCUUUAUUCUGGAAACGUAUAUAUUUUUUUGCUAUAGAAUAAGCCGUUCUGUAGAUUUGUAAGACUUUCAAAUGAUACACUUUCGUUCUGUUCAUUGAUAAUAUUUUAAUCCCAUUUUGUCAGUAUGAUUAUUGUUUCACACUUGUUUAAUUUUGGCACAAUUGUUUCAUUCUCUUCUGCAAUUGGUCAAAAUUAAUCCAGUAAAUGCGUUUGCUCUGCUUUGAUUGGCUGAGGAACAAGAACCUUCACACCAGUUUGCGUUUCCACUAGCUUCUAUAGCCACAAAAUCAGAUUCCAAAGCCACAAAGUCAGAUUCCACAGCCACAGUCAAAAUUUGCUACAAGAAUUCACUUUUUGGUCUUAAUUUAAGGUAAGGAUUAGUGGAAGGUUAGGGCGGCAGGUAGCCUAGCGGUUAAGCGCGCAUUGGGUCAGUAACUGUAAGGUUGCUGGUUCAAAUCCCUGAGAAACUAGAAAAAUCUGUCGAUGUGCUCUUGAGCAAGGCACUUAACCCUAAUCGCUCUGGAUAAGAGCGUCUGUUAAAUUACUGAAAUGUCAGGUUUAAAAUUUUAAGAAGAUCAAUUGUAUAAAUGGGCGGGGUUUAUGACUUGGCUAUAGAAGCACGACCCCGUUUAUGGUUUUCCACUAGAUAACACAGCCACAAAGUCAGAGUCCAAAACGACAGUCUGAGUUUUUUGGUCUUAAUUUAAGGUUAGGCAUAAUGUUAGCAGUGUGGUUUAAAAUCAGAUUUUAAGAAAAUAAAUUCUAGAAAUGGGCGGGGUUUAGCCAUAAUUAUGACUUUGUGGCUGUGUUAACUAGUGACGGACGACCCCAAUUUAUCGUCUCGAGAUCAGCAGCAGCUGAAACCAAAAAUGUCGGAUCCCACGGUUGCAGACACUCGCCGAUUAAACUCUAAACCGCAGGAUCUCACAGAUGCGUAUGGCCCCCCAAGCAAUUUUCUUGAAAUCGACGUUUAUGACCCACAAACUAUUGGAGUCGGCCGGAACCGAUUUACCACCUAUGAAGUGCGAAUGCAGGUGAGGAGCGCCAGUAUUGAAAUCGAGGCCGGUGAUUUUGGCAGGGCCUGUAGGUGACGCUAGUAUGGUGCGGGAACAUGGGUUGGGACGUGUUUUUGGAGAGACUCGACUUUUUGAUGUUCAAAUGCUUAGCCUUUCACUUUGUCAUUUUAAGUAAUCCUUUCAUCCAAAUUCCUGAUGCAGUCAUUACUAAUAUGGCUACCACCAACAUCAAAUAGCCAGCAUGUGAAAGGUUGUCUGAUUAGGUAGUGUUUCUGACAACCUACAUUACUGACUAGCAAAGGCUAUAGCUAGCUCGUUUAUUCAAUUAUGUAGGAUGUGUAGGCUUUUUCUCCAACCUAGAAGAAAACCCUGUAAACCCCCAGGACCAAGAUUGGAGAAUAUUGGGCCAGUUAGUACUGUAGAUAUGAGAUGGGCAGCCAGCCACUGGGGUGUUAAACCUUCAUGGUAUAGAAAGAACGGUGUUUGUACAUGAGCUAGUCUCACAAAUCACAGACCGAGGGCAUGCUUGUACAUUGUCUGUCUAGCAAGGGUGUCAAACUCAUUCCAUUGAGGGCCUAGUGUAUGUGGGUUUUUCGUUUCAAUUAAGACCUAGACAACCAGGUGAGGUGCGUUCCUUACUAAUUAGUGACCUUAAUUAAUCAAUCAAGGACAAGGGAGGAGCGAAAACCCAGACAUUAUACCAGCAUUUCCCAAACUCGGUGCGCGUUUUGGUUUUUGUCCUAACACAGGGAGUCAAAUGAUCAAAGCUUGAUGAUUAUUUGAAUCAGCUGUGUAGUACUAGGCAAAAACGAAAACGUGCACCGAGUUUGGGAAACCCUGUACUAGGCCCUCCAUGGAAUGAGUUUGACACCUGUGGUCUAGAGCAGGGCUGCCCAACCCUCUUCCUGGAGAGCUACUGUCCUGUAGGUUUUCAGUCCAAACCGCUUCCUAGAGAUCUACUGUCCUGUAGGUUUUCAGUCCAACCCUAAUUUAGCAUAUCUGAUUCAGUUAGUUAAGGUCUUGUUGAGCAGCUAAUAAGUAGAAUCAGGUGUGUUAAAUUAGAGUUGGACUGAAAACCCACAGGACGGUAGAUCUCCAGGAAGAGGGUUGGGCAGCCCUGGUCUAGAGAGACUAUAGUUGGACAGUGUAUACCAGGACUGCCCAGCCCUCUUCCUGGAGAGCUACAAGCCUGUAGGUUUUUGCUCCAACCCUAAUCUAGCACACCAGAUUCUAAUAAUUAGCAAGUUGAUAAGAUGAAUCAGGUUAGUAACACCUGGGGUUGGAGCGAAGACCUACAGGAGGGUAACUCUCCAGGAACAGAGUUGGCCAACCCUGGUGUAUACCCUUACUACUACAUACCUCAAUGUAUUAAUGCAACAAUCUCAUGGACACUCUCCUCUGGGUUUCCCUACUCCCUGAAGAUGUGGUUGCAUUAUGAAACAUCCACUAUCACUAGAUACACCACACCAGUGUCACAACUGAACAGUGGUGUUCACCAAUUGAGACAAGAUGCUGAUCAAAUUAUUCAUUAGUGAAGGGUGUAAGUACUGACGUCUGACCGCGUCACUGGACAUGUGGAUGCUGUACUGGAAAUACCACUCCCCAAUCUGGAUUGCUGUCAUUUAAUGUAGUGAUUAAUAUAAUUGUUUUCACAUGCAGACAAACCUUCCCAUCUUCAAACUUAAGGACUCUGUUGUGCGAAGAAGGUACAGUGAUUUUGAGUGGCUGAAGAAUGAGCUGGAGAGAGACAGUAAGGUAGGCUCUCACACUGCGUAACUACUUGCCUGAAUGUCUCACCAGUAUAAUGCCAAUUUAUUUUGUUGGAAUUCAAGUGUUUGUUUCUAUGUGACUAAGUAACAGAUUUAUUGAUAAGUUGUGCGCUUGCUACAGAUUGUGGUGCCCCCUCUCCCUGGCAAAGCUUUGAAGAGACAGCUGCCCUUCCGAGGAGAUGAGGGUAUCUUUGAGGAGUCGUUCAUUGAGGAGCGGAGGGUAGGCUUGGAGCAGUUCAUCAACAGGUGUGUAUUGUUUCUGUCUAUAUGAUUUCUCUCUGUAUGGCUGUCUCCAUUUCAGUGCAUUAUCAAAUUAACUCUCAGCCAUCUGCCUUUUGACUCCACUAAUAAUCAAUUAUGAUUGCUAAUUACCUGAAACCUACUUCUCUCUCCACUGCCACCAGACUCGCAGGUCAUCCCCUGGCCCAGAAUGAGCGCUGUCUUCACAUGUUCCUUCAGGAUGAGUCCAUUGACCGAAACUACAUUCCUGGAAAAGUACGCCAGUAGGAUGGGCAGGGUUUAGGGUUGAGGUGCCAACUAGGGCAGGGAAUUGCCAGGGACCUCACGAUAUGAUAUUAUAACGAUACCUAGGUGCUGAUAUGUAUUGCGAUUCGAUAUUGUGAUUUAAUGUUCCAAACAUAUUGCUCACGAUACACUGAGAAUACAAAACAUUAAGAACACUUGCUCUUUCCAUUACAGACUGACCAGGUGAAUCCAGGUGAAAGCUAUGAACUCUUAUUGAUGUCACUUGUUAAAUCCACUUCAAUCAGUGUAGAUGAAGGGGAGGAGGGUUAAAGAAGGAUUUUUAAGCCAGAUUGUGUAUGUGUGCCAUUCAGAGGGUGAAUGGGCAAGACAAAAUAUGUAAGUGCCUUUUGAAUGGGGUAUGGUAGUAGGUGCCAGGCGCACCAGUUUGUGUCAAGAACUGCAACGCUGCUGGGCAUUUCCAUGCUCAACAGUUUCCCAGGUGUAUCAAGAAUGGUCCACCACCCAAAGGACAUCCAGCCAACUUGACACAACUGUGGAAAGCAUUGGAGUCAACAUGGGCCAGCAUCCCUGUGGAACGCUUUCGACACCUUGUAGAGUCCAUAUCCCGAUUUAAUUGAGGCUUUUCUUAGGGCAAAAGGGGGGGGAGUGCAAUUUACAUUUAAGUCAUUUAGCAGACGCUCUUAUCCAGAGCGACUUACAAAUUGGUGCAUUCACCUUAGGAACUUAAUAUUAGGAAGGUGUUCCUCAUUUUUGGUGUACUCUGUGUAUGUCUGCUGCAGAGAGACGAGACUGCAUGAGAAAGCAAGUUUUGAUCUGUCAGGGGGAAAAAAAAGUGCUGAAAACAUGUUGGCUCACUAUUUAAAAAGCUGGAGAACAAGCUAAAGGUUGAAAAAUACUGGCGUUUUGGCACAGGUACAGACAACUACCGAUAGCCGACUGGGUGGCUGGGUUGGAGAGGGGUGUGGCAGUAGGUGGGGUGUGCUGGCUGUUCCUUAGCGGUUUUCAUCCAUCUCCCCCGGAUAGGGAAUAGCAUUUUAUUUGUACACUAAAGAAUAUAAAUACUAUAUAUAUAUAUAUAUAUAUAUAUAUAUAUAUAUAUAUAUACACAAGUAUGACCUCAGCUAUCAAGUCUUAUCUAGUUGACUAAUUUUAUGCUUAUUAGAAGCAUAAUCGUGUGGAUUUGUAAGAUAAUUUUGCAUAACCUAAAUGCAUAAUAUUUAUUGUGUAAAUGCAUGUCUGUAACCAGGUUUCCAUGUGAGUAAAGUACAUGUUGGAUAAAAAUGCCAGGCCUGAUGGAAACAGCAAAUUUGUACGGAAACUUUCCAAAUGUCUACAAAACAAAAUACACUAGACAAGGUGGGCUCUUUUUGUGUCGGUAAAAUGUAUGAUGCGAGAAAUGGUGGUGGAAACGCCUUUGUGUGCAAAUCUUGAUAUAAUAACCAUCAUAUUGACGUAAACUUGGAGUCACACGAUGCUAUGUUAUGUGGUCCUCCCACUACGACUCGGGAAAGCUUGCAGUUCAUUAGGCUACAGAUGAAAUAAGUUAUGAUGCGCUUCACCGGGUGGUGAAAGUGCACAGUGAUGAACUUGAUGCUCCUUUCCAAUAAAUACGGAGGGUCUUAUUCUGGUGACAUGAUCAAUGCUUGGCUGCCGUUUUUUUUUUUGCUUUUUAUCCGCAACAAGUAAAUUUGAUAAACACGUCUCUGGUGGGAAAAUGUGUAUAUUGUUGUUAUGCAGAUUUUAGAAUAUUCGCAUGAAAAUCUGUUGCCAAUUGGAUGGAAACCUGGCUAGUGAUGACUUUCUCAUCAAUUUUAAAUGUGAAAAUUAAGAAGCUAUAGCUUAGCAAGGGGACAAAAGGAUUAUGUUCUCUGUUGUCAGAUUACAUUUUGCAGUGGUUUAAGAAACCUGAAAACAUACUGUUCUCUGUAUCACAGGUUUUUAUCUUACAAUGUCUUUCCCCUUUUUUUAGGUGUGAAUAAAGUAAGUUUUGUUAUGCUUUUUAUUCAUAUUAAUACCAUUGUGAUCAUUUUCCAAAAAACGCUUUUGUGUGUGUAAUAUAUAAAUUCAGAUUUGGUUUAGCGGGUUACCAAUAAUACAUUCAUGCAUUUACGCUCAAACAUCUCUUCGCUUCCCCUCUACUUUCUCAAUCAGCAACUUUCUCCUUUGUUCAUUUUCCUUGAGUAAGUGUAACUGUUGGCAUGAUAUGGUUGCAUGCAUGGGGUAAUAUUUACAGUUCAUCUUUACUUCCCCUUUUGGCUUAAAGGGAAAUGUCACAGUUUUUCAACUUCAUAUUCAUCAUCUACAGCACCACCCCAACAUCAACAUAUGUGAAAAUGGCGCUUUCCUAUGUUUUGUAGUAAAAAAGACAGAAGGUAAGCGUUUCCAAUGACAUCAUCGGUAUGCAUCGUGUUUUAACCAAUUAUGAGUAGGCAUUGCCUACAUAUGUUGGGGUGGUGUUGGAGAUAAUGAAGUUGAAAAUGUAAAUGUCCCUUUAAACCAGUCAUGCAGGCUUUCAAGUCAGCACUGAGACCUAGAGAGCAGUAUCUAACAUUCAUAUCAUGUAGGCUAGACCUUUUCAUUGUUAUGCUAUUGUUUUUUAAAUGACCGAUUUACAUGUAGUUAUAACAUUUGAAGUACCAGUGUACAUCAAUGCUCUCAUCUCCAGCACCCUAAAAUCUGUGUUGGAUACUGUACACUGAUACUGGUAACACAAUGCCUCUGAAUCAUUGACUCUAGUUUUUCAAUUGUGAUAAAAAGGAAGAGUCUUCAAACCCAUUCUUCAACAAUAAUGGGUGAAAUGGAACAUACCCCUGAGAUAUCAUUUUUUUAUAUAUGUCAUAGGCACAGAGUUACUGUUCUACAAGUAAAUGUCUUUGUUUAAACUUUAAAAUCUUGGUCUACAUAAAAGUGUAGCGAGACUGUAGAAAUGGCAACACUAAUGUUCAGAUGCUAAUGAGGCCAUGAAUUACCUGUGAUUUGUUUUCCUUUCUAUAGUAGCCCCAGAGAUGAAAAUGAUGAGGUCUACUCAGCCCAGCUACUCACCCCUACACCACCUGGCUGUUUGGCUUUAUCACUAGAGCCCACACUCUCUUCCACA
Coregonus sp. 'balchen' is the source of this 7220-nucleotide messenger RNA. The record is from the annotation of a GenBank genome assembly. NCBI's taxonomy places the organism in Eukaryota, Metazoa, Chordata, Actinopteri, Salmoniformes, Salmonidae.